Molecule: messenger RNA, 1188 nt
Organism: Musa acuminata subsp. malaccensis (wild Malaysian banana)
Lineage: Eukaryota; Viridiplantae; Streptophyta; Magnoliopsida; Zingiberales; Musaceae
Source: RefSeq, a predicted model, not a curated record
UCUCCGAUACUAUAAACGCCCUGCUCAUCGAUCCCGUACGAUUUGCCCGUGGCGAAAGAGGAGGGAAGGGGAGGGAAGGGGCGCCUCACAAACCGCCGCCUACUUCUGCUCUCUACCGCACCUCGCAGAGACGGUGGCCGACGCUGGAGCCCUCGUGCGAUCGUCCUGCGAUCGUCCUGCCGAUGGCCUCGACUGGCACCAUCGCCGUCAGCGGCGCCACCGACGAUCCGGUUUUGAAAAGGAAGUAUGAGCUGGAGAAAAUUCACUGUGAAUUGGGUGGAAAUAUAACCAGAAUCUUUUUAGACUUCAUGACAAAAACUGCAAAAUAUGAGGAGCUGGUUGAUGUGGGAAAGAGGUUUCUUAUUGGAUUUCAUGGAUCGAUAGAAAAGUUUAGGAGUUCAGAAUUUCAGAAGACAUCAGAGAAUGUUGCUGUCACAAUUGGUGCCAAUUGGAAUGAGCGAAUGAAGGCUUAUGUUGAAGCUGGGUACAGACAUCACCAACAAAGUGUACAAAAUAUAUCUAACUUGCAUAUUUGCGUACAGGGGCUUCAAGACCAUUUGAAGAAAGUAGAAACUUUGCUCCAUGAACUUGUUUGCCUAAUGGAAGACGCCAAUGGUGUCACACAAGCUGCAAAUCAAAAUAUUUCAGCUCUGUUGGAUGACACUCCUAGUGAAGAAAUGCUGUGUCUGGUUCUUUCUUUCGAGGAGGAAACAAUAUCACAGGUCAUUAUAAUGAGGGUCAUCAGUCACAUGCUGAAGCUUGACUGUGAUAUGCAGAAAAACAUUGUUCGGGCUCUCAACCUUAAAACAUCCUCACCAGAACUAGAAAGCUACCGUCUGAUGUGGGAUCUGCACCCUUACAUAAAUGUUGAUGUCAUGCAUCUCGCAUGGAGACUUGUACCACCUCAAGAUCAAAGAUUCUGCCACUAGUUAAUGGUGACGUUGGUCAGUCAAAGAGAAGGAAUUUGGUCUUUCAAGAUAUUUUGUUAAUUAUUGUUUUAUUUUUUUUCUUUAUUACAGACAAGGAACUCUCUUUUGUGAGUUUAUUGCUUCUAGAGGUAGUCAAGUCAGGUAUUGUCGUAAUGUUUUCUUUCUGUUGUCAGGUGCCUCAGUUGGGAGACAUUUUGUUGGACUGAGACGGUAAUAGUGUAUUAAAAAUCAUUAAAAAACAAAAAAAACAUAUUUACUA